AAGCUCUUGGUUUUAACUGGGGUCAAACGGAUUUUGAUUGUUCAUGGCUCUCACUAAUGACUGCGGGUUUAAGCAAAAUAUAUGUACAUGGACACGAGGUGUGCAUAGAAACAAUGUUAUGGAUUACGGGGCCUUGGCAGUCACCGCAAACAUACAAUAGAAUGAACUGAGAUCGUAAUGAGAAGAAAAGCCAUAAACUGUUUCUCGCUAUGACCGUCGUGGCUUAUCAGGUUCAUUGAUCGAGUCACAUUUACCAUCCCGUCCAUUAGCAAAUUCUAGAUAUCAUUAGAAAAUAGUUUAUGUCUAUUUCACUUUAUGCGUUACCAACUUUUGUGUGGUACGUUGCGUACAAUAGUAUGUGUACAUACAAGCCCUGGGCACGCUUGAAUCUUCGGGUGUCCGUUGGCUGGGUUUAUUCCCGUUGACGAUUUUCCCUCCCUUUCUUUUGAGAACCUUUGCGGUUCCUUUUUUUCCAGUCUCAGUCGCGUCCGGAGUGUCACUCAGUGAACACCUCUCGUUAGAAACAAGGACGCUUAUCGCGUACCACGCUCUAAUUCGGACUGAUAGUGCCACGAUUAAGAGAUAUCCAUCGGACUAGCGAUAUGUGUGCGAAGAGGAUUUCUUUGACAAUCCUUUGUUUUGCUUUGUGCGUCAAUUCCUUAGGGUUAGCCAUGGAUCUACGGAAUGACGAUGGCUUCAUGACGGAUCUCGAUCUUGAUUACUACGAUACUGAUGCAAGAUCGUUUGAAAUGAGGACCUUUAAUUUCUCCGGCAAUGGCUUGUUCAACAACACUGCUACAACUAUCUUGGGCAUUGGAGGGGGGAUUAUCUUGGCCAUCAUUCUUUUCGAAAUAGCGCUGUAUGCUCUGGAUGUGUAUUACAACAGGACCUAUGGAUUCGGUGGCUCAUCCUCGUCAAGUGGAUACCACCGAAGGAAAGAUGAGACUUUCAAUAGCGAGAUCUACCAAGAAUACCCCAAGUACCAGGAUCCGUUUGCCAGCACUUAUCGCUCAUUGGCUUCCAACACUCGCUUGGACAAGAUCCUGGAAUGGAUCGCUUUGGGACGAGAGACAUAUGAAAUGGGAAGCGAAACAAUGAAAGACAUGUCCUGCCGAAAGAAAAUCAUAUGCGAAAUCUACCAUUACGAUUUGGGACAUCUGACCACUCGAGCUCGACAUGGAAUGGAUUUCUUAGACGUCUUUAAUUAUUUGAAUUUGACGGAUGACUUAAUGGAGCAGAUGGAUGAGUACCAGGAUGCUAAGAAAAUGCCCGCCGACUCCAACAGCUGUGAUACGGCAUAUCCUGAUUGUCACGUCUCAAUGAAGCACAUCAAAGAUCGGUACGAUCAAAUUUAGCAAUCAUUUUCGGCUUAGGUUUUAGGUGUUCCAAACAAUGUCCAUAUUGCGUCCUUGCUCGAAAUUCUGUGAAUUGUCUCUCAAGGACUACCAUUAAUAGUUUAACAAUAAAGCGAGUACAA
This is a messenger RNA of Tigriopus californicus, 1477 nucleotides long. RefSeq lists its product as uncharacterized. The record is from RefSeq and is a predicted model, not a curated record. NCBI's taxonomy places the organism in Eukaryota, Metazoa, Arthropoda, Copepoda, Harpacticoida, Harpacticidae. The transcript has 4 exons. Bases 603 to 1355 code for a protein of 250 amino acids.